AGCGGGGAGGACGCGAGGAUGGCAGAGUCCAGCUCCCUGCCCCCAGGAUUUGGGGAACUGGAGGUGCUGGCUGUGGGGGUGGUGCUACUGGUGGAAGCUCUGGCCGGUCUCAGCCUCAACAGCCUGACCAUCCUCUCUUUCUGCAAGAAUCCGGAGACUCGGACCCCUUGCCACCUGCUGGUGCUGAGCUUGGCUCUGGCGGACAGUGGGAUCAGCGUGAAUGCCCUCGUUGCGGCCACGUCCAGCCUCCUCCGGCGCUGGCCCUAUGGUCCGGAGGGCUGCCGGGCACACGGAUUCCAGGGCUUUGCGGCAGCGUUGGCCAGCAUCUGCAGCAGCGCCGCAGUCGCCUGGGGGCGCUGUCAUCACGCCCGCACGCGUGGCCGACUGGCGUGGAGCACGGCCGUGUCCCUGGUGGUGUUCGUGUGGCUGUCGUCUGCUUUCUGGGCUGCUCUGCCCCUCCUGGGCUGGGGCCACUAUGACUACGAGCCCCUGGGGACAUGUUGCACCCUGGACUACUCCAGGGGGGACAGAAACUUCACCAGCUUCCUCUUCGUCAUGGCCUUUUUCAACUUCCUCCUGCCUCUCUUCAUCACACUCACAUCCUACCGGCUCAUGGGGCAGAAACAGGGGAAGACCGGCCACCCCCAGGUGAACACCACUCUGCCAACCAGGACGCUGCUGCUCGGCUGGGGCCCCUACGCCCUCCUGUAUCUCUGCGCAGCCGCCACGGACGUGACCUUCCUCUCCCCCAGGCUGCGGAUGGUACCUGCUCUUAUUGCCAAAACAGUGCCCACGGUCAACGCUGUGCACUACGGCCUGGGCAGUGAGGUGGCUCUCAGAGGGAUCUGGCCAUGCCUGUCCUCGCAGAGAAGUAAGCGGGACUGAGCGCAUGAGUCUGUCCGUGGUGCUGCUCGGACCCAGACCCACCCUGCCUGCCACUCUGGGCGGAGUCCUAGCAGCCGCCUCAGAAACCACGCUCCAGACAGGCACCCUCCAUCCCUCAUGCCCCGUUGAGCCCUGCCCUCCUCCGGACGCAGGGGACUCAGAGAAACCGGCCUGCUUGAUGGGGGCUGGGGCUUGGGGGCCAGAGAGACCUGAAUGUUAGUCAUCGCCCUCCACACAGAGGCUGGAGACCGCAGGAAAGUCAUUGUUCCUGACCCCGGGCACGGGGACAUUCACACGGACUGCACAGGCUGGUGUGAGGGGUGGACAAGGUCAUGUGCAUGCACCACGACAUAGAAGCUGCUCGUUGAAACAGAACUGUUGGCAGGCAGAGUCCCGGGUAGAAAGAAGUAGAGUCCCAGGGUGACUGGUGGGAGCUCAGCCCAAGCUCCAGCACCCAGACACCGCUUAUUAAAUUGUGAC
This is a messenger RNA of Molossus molossus (Pallas's mastiff bat), 1365 nucleotides long. It is a transcript of the gene RGR, whose product is annotated as retinal G protein coupled receptor. NCBI's taxonomy places the organism in Eukaryota, Metazoa, Chordata, Mammalia, Chiroptera, Molossidae. Gene Ontology annotation, biological process: visual perception; phototransduction; G protein-coupled receptor signaling pathway. Gene Ontology annotation, molecular function: G protein-coupled receptor activity. The coding region runs from base 19 to 885 and encodes 288 amino acids. The record is from RefSeq and is a predicted model, not a curated record. Gene Ontology annotation, cellular component: membrane. The transcript has 7 exons.